AGGGCACGGGGACGGGGCACAGCCGUGUAACAAAGACACUGAGCUGGUGGACGGCAUCCAGAGGAGAGCCGCGAGGAUGCUGAUGGGAGCGGAGGGGAAGUCUUAGGAGGAGCGGCUGAGGUCACUUGGUGUGUUCAGCAUGGAGAAGUGGACACUGAGGGGAGACCUCGUUGUGGUCUUCAGCAUCCUCACGAGAGGAAGCAGAGGGGCAGGUAUUGAGCUCUUCACCCUCGUAACCAUUGACAGGAUCCAAGAAAACAUACAAAGGUGAAUCGGGGGAGGUUUAGGUUAGAUACUCAGAAAAAUACCAUGCUUCACCCAGAGGGUGUUUGAGCAAUAGAUCAGGCUCCCCGGGGCAGUUGUCUAGAACUGAGUUCUAGGAAUAUUUGGACAAUGCUGUCAGGCACAGGGUAGGAUUCUUGGGGUGCCUGUGCAGGGUUAGGAGUUGGACUCUGAUCCUGGUGAGUCCCUUCCAGCUCAGCGUAUUCUGUGGCUCUGUGAGGCUGCUCAGGGGUGCCCACGGUGCUGUGGCUGCUUCCAGGGCCAUUUGUCUGCCUGGCAUGCUCGGGGCCAAUCCCUGGGACAGGGUGAGCUGUAGGGUGCAGCCCUUGCUCUGGCCCCUGGGUUUCCCUACCAGGUGUAGGGCAGGUGUGGAUGCUAUUUAAAGCUUCAGCCUUCAUGCUGCCUUCAUUGCUGAUUGCAAAGAUUUGUGAGAAUAGGGAGAGGCCACACCGAACGAGUCUUUCUGAAGGAGCCACUGGCACAUGAGAACGAACAAUGAGAACCUUCUGCAGUGCCUUGAGUUGUCUCUGCAAGUUACAUCGUCUCUUUAACACUGGUAUCCAGCCGUGUGUUGCAUCUUUCUCAGGGUGGAGAUUGGUAGAGAAUUCAUCAUUCAUGGCACACAGAGCUGUACCUGAGACCAAGGAGUGAAGCUCCUACUCGGAGCACAGAAUUGUAGCUACUGCAGUUUUUUGGCUGUGUGUUGUAUUGGCUCCCACAGAACAGCAUCUGGUCUAUGAUUUCUGGCAAGGUUUGCAGUAUCUUGCAUAACAUGCCCCAUGGUUUCUUGAAAAAAGCUUUCUCCACAUCUGCAGAAAUUUUACCUUUCAGCAUGGCCUGCCCUUGGAUCAGUAACACUGUUUCCUGUGGUAGAAAACUUACAUAGAAAGGAGAAUAAACUGUACCAAAAGCUGCACCAGGGUUAAGGCUGUAUGUGGAUAAUUGUUGCUUCUUCAGGCUUCUUGCAGUGGCCCUCAGACUCACAAGUUAUCAUGCUCUGAUACAUUCAAGAAAGACUUUAUGCAAAUCUGUAAUCACUUUCAGUCACAGGGAGGGCAAGAGUUAUUUCUGGCUUUUUUUGUAAUGCAUGUUGAGUGAGUGCAAUGCUGAGCCCAACUUGAGUCACAGGGAACAGGACAAAAAACAUGAAGAGCUGAGAAUAUCUGAGUUAUGUUGGUUCUGGAGAAUUAACUUGAGGGAAGCUUUUUUUCCCCCCCUGGGUCUGCUCUGCUAUCUAUGUUUGUGGCCAUGAAGCAAGGUUUUGUGGUGGGUUUGUUUAAUGUCAUGGAAGGCAGUUAACUUCAGGACUUUUUCAUUGAUUCUUUAGCUUUGUCAACUUCCUUGGAUAUUGGGCUGAGUAACUGGAGCUUCCUGUACGUCACUGUCUCCCUCUACACAAUGACCAAAUCCUCUGCCAUUCUCUUCAUCCUGCUUUUUUCACUGCUCUUCAAGCUGGAGGAAAUGAGGGUGACGUUGCUGCUGGUGGUUCUGCUCAUCGCUGGGGGACUCUUCAUGUUCACCUACAAGUCCACACAGUUCAACGCCCAGGGGUUUGUGCUGGUGCUCUGUGCCUCUUUCCUGGGGGGCAUUCGCUGGACUCUCACACAGAUACUGAUGCAGAAGGCUGAGCUGGGCCUGCCUUUGUCCAUAUCAGAGAAGCUCUUCCGUUUCCAUGAAGCAGGAAUGCUGUUCUCUCUGGUAGGGAAGCUGUUCUUGGGUGGAAUUCUUGCCUUUGGUCUAGGCUUUUCUGAGUUCCUCUUGGUUUCCAGAACAUCUAGCCUCACCCUUUCCAUUGCUGGCAUUUUUAAGGAAAUCUGUAUUUUAUUCCUCGCCACACAUUUACUGGGAGACCGCCUCAGUCUCUUGAACUGGCUGGGCUUUGCUGUCUGCCUGUCAGGAAUCUCUCUUCACGUUGUUCUCAAAGCCAGGAAUUCCAAAGGUGACAAAGCACUGGAGCCACAAAAAGAGGCCAGCUCUGACCCUGACCUGGAGCUGCUGCUGCGCCACCCUGAACACGGUGAGGAAGAGGAAGAGGUGGUUGAAACCCCACAACAGAACUGAUUGAACAUGAAGCACAAAGCCACCUGCUCUGUUGUAACCAGACCUGCCUGACAGCUAUCCAGGAUGGAGGUCCAAAAGUCUCUGUGACCACCCAGAGCAGAGCCAGGGCCUGGUGAGAGAAUUCUGCUGUACUGCUGCAGUGUGGAUCUGUAGAUGCUGCACAAGAAACAGGCAGUAUCCCUUUGACAGGAACUUGGGGGACAAGCCCUGGUUCAGGGGAUGUAGAAUGGUGAAGUGAGACAGGGAAAAGCUGUAAAAAAGUUCAUUAGGGGAUCCUGGAGGCUGUUUACUGAGAGUGUAGACCACGAGCUGUAGAGUGAACAUGGACAUGUCUGGACUGCAGCCUGAUUUUACUGCUCUUUAAGUUUUGACUUCAAAGGACAAGGUAGAUGCACCUUUGCUUUUUUUUUUUUUUUUUAAAUGUUUCUGCAAAUUAGAAACUUCCAUCCUGGUGGAUCAUAUGACUGAAUAAAUCCCUAGAGUUGUCCCAGUGAGAAGGACCAUUUGUGCCUGGGGACCUCCAUGUUCUGUGUGCAUAGUAAGGACAGAAUUAAAUGCUGGUAUUUGGGACCAAUUGAAAAUGAUGAACAUUUCCAGAUGAUGUUGGUUGGAGGGAAGACAGGGGUGCACAAGUACUUCUGGUGCCACAGGCCAAGAGGAGAAUGAGCAGUGUCACAGGAGAUCUAACUUGAGCAAUAAACUUACCAGAAAGUAUGUGGGGUUUUGAGGGGGGGAUUUUUUUGUUUUUUAAAUAAACUCUUUUUCUGAAUCACUUUUGUCUGUA
Cyanistes caeruleus (blue tit) is the source of this 3127-nucleotide messenger RNA. Lineage: Eukaryota; Metazoa; Chordata; Aves; Passeriformes; Paridae. The record is from RefSeq and is a predicted model, not a curated record.